AUGUCAACAACUACUCCCGAUGAUCCGGAUACCACCGUUGAACAACACCAACACGUGAAUUCGAAUCGUUCGUCAUACGUUCAUCUAUUGGCAGGAGGACUUGCCGGUACUUUUGGAGCUGUACUAACAUGUCCACUAGAAGUAAUCAAAACUCGAUAUCAAUCUUCAAAAAGUUCAGUUUCAAAAGAAUACAAUCAUCUAAAUCUAAGCUCAUCUAUGAGUAAUACUGUGACCUAUAAUAUGCGUCGUUCAAUGCCGUUUUCCAAUAAACGUCCAAGUAUCAUAGCUGCCUUUCGGUACAUUCUAAAAUAUGAAGGCGUUCCUGGUCUUUUCAAAGGUUUGGUACCAAAUUUAGUUGGUGUGGCACCAUCUCGGGCAAUUUAUUUUUUUGCCUAUGCUAAUACAAAAUCAUUUCUAGUCGAAGAAAUGGAACGAGAAACGCCAUUGGUACAUGUUACAUCGGCAGCUGCUGCAGGUUUUGCUAUGUCUACAUGUACUAAUCCAUUGUGGUUCGUUAAAACUCGACUUCAACUUGAUCAAGGAAAUCUUCGUGCUAUGGAUGUUGUUCGAAACAUUUAUCGUCAAGGUGGUCUUCGAGGCUUCUAUAAAGGCUUAUCGGCAUCGUAUGUUGGUGUAUCGGAAACGAUAGUUCAUUUUGUCAUCUAUGAACAAAUCAAAGCACAGUUACAGCUGAUUCAAGCAAGUCAAAAUCGUGCAUCUGAUGAUCCGGAUCUUUUUGAUUUCUUAUCAUAUUUGGGUGCUGCUGCGUGUUCAAAAUCAUGUGCCAGCACGUUAUGUUAUCCUCAUGAAGUUAUUCGUACACGUUUAAGAGAAGAAGGUACCAAGUAUAGGACAUUUCUUCAAACAUUUAGAACAGUCAUACGUGAAGAAAGUGUUGCUGGCCUUUAUCGAGGUUUAUUAACACAUCUGAUUCGACAAAUUCCUAAUACGGCUAUUAUGAUGAGUACAUAUGAAAUAGUGGUUGCUCUUUUUUCAACAAGUACAGCUACAACAGCGCCAUCGACAACUGAGAUAACAACGGUUCAAACAAGAAAAGUUGUGUUGAAGCAAGUUGAUGCCGAGGCAAAUGCGCUCAAUGAAGCUAAAACGUAA
This is a messenger RNA of Rotaria socialis, 1113 nucleotides long. Lineage: Eukaryota; Metazoa; Rotifera; Eurotatoria; Philodinida; Philodinidae. The record is from the annotation of a GenBank genome assembly.